AUGAGGAUAAUUCUUGGAGCCUUCAGGUGCACAAGAAUCAAAAACAUGAGGGAGGAGCUGAAACUCCCAACCAUAUGUGAAAGAAUUGAGCAGCUCAAUACUACCUUCUGUGUAAGGGUUAAGAGAGCUCCAACGUCACCCUUACUACUUAGAGAAAAACUGACUAGUGCUGUCUGUAGGCGGGAGAGUGUUGCCAACGUACCAGCGGGCAACCUAUAUGCAAGCUGGUUGAGUAUAAGUGUUGCCAAUCUCAUUAAACUAAUCACAUCUGAACCUGACAAUAAAACACCACCCGGCAAGCCUACACCACCCGGCAAGCCUACACCACCAGGCAAGCCUACACCACCAGGCAAGCCUACACCACCCGGCAAGCCUACACCACCAGGCAAGCCUACACCACCCGGCAAGCCUACACCACCCGGCAAGCCUACACCACCCGGCAAGCCUACACCACCAGGCAAGCCUACACCACCCGGCAAGCCUACACCACCCGGCAAGCCUACACCACCCGGCAAGCCUACACCACCAGGCAAGCCUACACCACCCGGCAAGCCUACACCACCCGGCAAGCCUACACCACCCGGCAAGCCUACACCACCCGGCAAGCCUACACCACCAGGCAAGCCUACACCACCCGGCAAGCCUACACCACCCGGCAAGCCUACACCACCAGGCAAGCCUACACCACCCGGCAAGCCUACACCACCAGGCAAGCCUACACCACCCGGCAAGCCUACACCACCCGGCAAGCCUACACCACCCGGCAAGCCUACACCACCAGGCAAGCCUACACCACCCGGCAAGCCUACACCACCAGGCAAGCCUACACCACCAGGCAAGCCUACACCACCCGGCAAGCCUACACCACCCGGCAAGCCUACACCACCCGGCAAGCCUACACCACCAGGCAAGCCUGGUAGUGUAGGCUUGCCUUGUGGUGUUUUAUUGUCAGGUUCAGAUGUGACUAAGCAUCUGCUUUGCUUUUUUAUAACAAAAGUUACAUUCUUAUUUUAA
Messenger RNA from Procambarus clarkii (red swamp crayfish), 1014 nucleotides. The record is from RefSeq and is a predicted model, not a curated record. Lineage: Eukaryota; Metazoa; Arthropoda; Malacostraca; Decapoda; Cambaridae.